Messenger RNA from Macadamia integrifolia, 1408 nucleotides. RefSeq lists its product as uncharacterized. Lineage: Eukaryota; Viridiplantae; Streptophyta; Magnoliopsida; Proteales; Proteaceae. The record is from RefSeq and is a predicted model, not a curated record. Bases 156 to 1256 code for a protein of 366 amino acids. The transcript is spliced from 5 exons. Gene Ontology annotation, molecular function: calcium ion binding.
ACUAGGAGAACAAAGCAAAAGAACCCAUCUUUUUUUAAGGACUUUUCUUCAAUCUUCAAGAGACGCUCUGUGUGUGUCUAUAUAUAUAGAUAGAGUCGGGAACCCAAAUGAGAACAGGGUAAAGAGAUUAAAAAGGAGAAAGAAAAGAGUCUCUCAUGGCGAGUGGGACGGUGAUGGAGAAAAGCGGAGGAGGUGAAGCGGAGGUGUUAGACGGUUCUGAUAUAAUGAAAUUAGUUGGGAACGAGAAAGUAUUCAGUAAUUAUGUGAAUCAUAAAUUCGAGGAACUCGAUCGAGAUAGAGAUGGUAAGCUCUCUGUGAAGGAGCUCCAACCUGCUGUAGCUGACAUUGGUGUUGCUCUUGGCCUUCCUGCUCAGGGAACUUCUCCUGAUUCUGAUCAUAUCUACUCUGAGGUUUUGCAAGAGUUCACUCAUGGUAAACAAGAGACUGUGAGCAAGACCGAGUUCAAAGAAGUGCUUUCAGAUAUUCUACUAGGAAUGGCUGCUGGGUUAAAGCGAGACCCAGUUGUGAUCCUCAGGAUCAAUGGUGAGGACCUUGAAGAAUUCAUCAAUAGCCCAAGAUUUGAACCAGAGAUUGCCUCUAUAUUCUCCCAGAUUGAAACAGUUGGUGGAUCACUACGUAAUUACAUUAUAAAGGCUUUGGAGCUGAUCACAGUUGAUCAUGGAAUGCCACCUUCCACAGAUUCUUGGGUUGCUACCAACAUUGUGGAACCAGCUCUCCAAUCAUACCCAAUACAGGAUCAGGAAGGAAGUGUUUCUCAAGAGACCUUCAUAGAAGAAUUCAAGAAGGUAGCUGAGAUUCUAGCUCAACGUCUCAAAGAGCAGCCAGUCAUCGUCGCACACACCGAAAACAUCUUUAAUGGGAGCAGCAUCAAAAGGUUAUUAACUAACAAAUUCGAAUUGGAUAAGUCGUUGGAUGCAGCAGUGAGGGACCUACCAAAAGAUCGACACCACAAAGUCUCCAAGGAGUAUCUACGUGUUACGUUGGAUAUGCUGGCCCCAGCAGCUGGUUUGCCUCCUUAUGGUGCCCUACCUCAGAUGGACAAGGUUAUAAAUGAGGCAUUAACUAUGGUGAGUGCUGAUGAUGGGAAGGCAGUUCCAGAGGAAGAAUUCAAAAAACUCAUAACAGAGAUCCUUGGAAGUCUUAUGUUACAAUUAGAAGGCUAUUCCAUUUCGGUUUCUUCGAAUUCGGUCGUGCAUGAGCCUCUUUCCAGUACUUCUUCGGCAUUGUUACCCUAAUCGUCAUCUUAAAUGUCUAUUUUUAGGAGACGAUAAAGAAGUUUAACUACUGUCAAGUACUUAGAACGUAUAGUUACAGUAAUGUAAUUCACUUGGGUCUGUUCCUAGGAUGGAUAUGUUUUCCAGGUACAAAUGUUGUGACAGUUAUGCAA